CUGUUUAUUCCUGGUUAAUGUAACUGUGUGUAUCCUCCUGGUUUGUGUCACUAGAAGCGUCUUUUCCAGGUCCACGUGUUUAAUUACCUUAAUCAGCCACACCUUUGAAGACACCUGCAGCACCUGCCUUUACGCCUGACAGCAUUUUAAAAAGGAAGUGGAAGUUGAUGACGAGAAGAAGAAGAAGAGGAAGUUUUCAGACCCGGAAGUGUUUGUAAACAAAAGUGUUUGGGUUGAAAACACGGCGGCAAACAGGAUGUUAAACAGCCACAAUAAGGUAGAAACACAAAAAGCGGAACUCUGGAGCUGAUGGAGGACAAACAGCGGCUGGUGGACGGAGGGGACCCGGACUGGAUGUCCCGUCUCCCGGAUGAACUGCUCGACGUCCCGCUGUGGAACCUGGCUAUCCCCGGCAGCCAUGACAGCAUGUCUUUCUGCCUGGAUGUGUCCUCUCCUGUCCUGAGAUCAGAGCCAUGUCUGCUCAGAGUCACCGACAAGUUGUUCCCCUGCUUCACUCGGACCUGUGUUUACCGCUGGGCCACCACUCAGUUAUCAGUUCUCAGUGAUCAGUGUGAUCUUGGUGUUCGUUUCCUGGACCUGCGGAUCGCCAAGAAGCCAGCAGGGGGCAGCAGCUUGUUCUUCGCCCACGGCAUCUACACGCUGAUGACGGUGAAGGAGGCUCUGGGUGAUCUGGCCGCUUGGCUCGACGCUCACCCCAAAGAGAUCGUGCUCGUUUGCUGCUCGCACUUUGAAUCUCUGACGGACGAAGACCACGCACACCUGGUGGAGUUCAUCACCUGGGUGUUCAGGAGGAAGCUGUGCUCCUCUCAGGAAACUCCCACUCUGCGUUCCUGUUGGUCCAAAGGUGAACAGGUCAUCGUUUCCUACGACAACCAGCAGAUGAUCCUGCAGCAUCCUGAGCUCUGGGCUGGAAUACCGUACUGGUACGCUGACAGCCCAGACCCGAAGAAGGUGGUUGGUUAUUUGGACGAACAGAUGCACAAAGGAAGGCCAGCUGGUUUUUACGUCAGCGGUCUGAACCUGACGGAAGACGCCCCCUACGUCGUCCUCCAUCCCCUCCAGAGCAUGAGGAAGAUGACGUCGAAGGCUCUGUCGUUGCUGCUCCGCUGGGCGUCCGUCCAGCGUCCGGGUCCGGGACCCGGGGGCGUCAACAUCAUCUGCUGCGACUUCGUGGACAUCAGUCAGUUCUGCUCCAUCGUCAUCGACCUCAACUACAAACGUCUGAGCGUAGCCGCUCCUAAACCCGUAGCAUCGUCCUCGAGUACCGCGGCCUGUUCCCAUAGCAACCAGACUGAUGCUUGAAGGUUAGGUUUUUGCCAAAAUGUCUCUAAAACAACAGUACAUGUUUCUGAUCUAUAUUUAUGCAGAUGAACGAUUUUUUGUAUACAGAAGAAUUAAUUUUCUGACUAAUGUUAUCAGACCGAGUGUCAGAAAUCAAAAUGUGAAUAUCUUUAUUCUCUUAUGAUUAAAAAUGUUGAUCAUUUUAUUACAGAGUAUAAUGUUUUUAGAUGCCUUUUCUUAGCCAGAGACCAAAAUAUACUUUAAAUCAUUAGUAAACUCAUUUUAUUUCAAUACAUUCAGUAUUGAUUGUACUUAAAUACCAGCACAGUAACCUAAAAUAAAUAAUGAGGAAAUAAGGUCAAUGUUUUAAUAACCUUUACUAAAACUACUCUAUCCUCAUAAUGUCACAUGUUUUUAUCAGGUGAAUAUUUUUCAUAGUAUUUUUGUAUUUUGUUGUCGAAUAUUUUUAUUAAUCACAUUUUUCACAAAUGUUCCUCAGGAUGUAAAACUGUGAAAUGUUCAAAUCAUUUGUACGUAAUACAAGUCAUAAAAAGCUGCUGGAAGUGUU
Molecule: messenger RNA, 1870 nt
Organism: Mugil cephalus (flathead mullet)
Lineage: Eukaryota; Metazoa; Chordata; Actinopteri; Mugiliformes; Mugilidae
Product: PI-PLC X domain-containing protein 1-like
Exons: 8
Coding region: 310-1323 (337 amino acids)
Biological process (GO): lipid metabolic process
Molecular function (GO): phosphoric diester hydrolase activity
Source: RefSeq, a predicted model, not a curated record